Notodromas monacha is the source of this 3183-nucleotide messenger RNA. The record is from the annotation of a GenBank genome assembly. NCBI's taxonomy places the organism in Eukaryota, Metazoa, Arthropoda, Ostracoda, Podocopida, Cyprididae.
AUGUCUGAUCUAGAUGACCUUGAUCCAGACCAACUUUUGGGCGAUCUUGAUGAUCUGGAUGCAGGCUUGUUUGGAAAAUCGAUCCCAAAGCCAGCUGAGAGACCCAAAAGCCCUCAGGCAACUGCAACAGAUCCACCAGCAAAAGAAGAUCCAGCUCCUUCCAGAGAUGCCUCCAAAUCCAGGCUGAUGUCAGAAUUGUUUUCUUCAUCACCAAUUGGUAGUCCCAAGAGAGACAAAAAAUCAGCACCUGAUGAUGACUUCCUUGGAGGCUUGGGUUUAGACUCUGAUAGGCCCUCAACCAUCAGUGGGCCCAGGAAAUCUGCUGGAGGAGCUUUUGAUUCAUUACUAGGGGCAGGAAUGAAAGCUGAGCCCAAGGAUUCACCUAAGAAGAAUGUUUCUUUUGUUCUUGAUGAAAAGUACAAGAAAAAGUCAGAUGUGUCCCCCGCCAUGAGAGAGGAAUCAGCUGGUUUCACCUUAUCUGGGAUUGGAGAAAAUAAGCCAACUAGGAUGCAAAAAGUAUCAACUGCAGGAGCAUAUCCCACAGCCCCUGCAGAAGUUCAAGAAGAAACCAGACCAAGGAGAAAGCAAUCAAGGCAUUCAACUGCUUCUGCUGUUGCUGCACCUCCUUCAGCAGAUAAUUGGUUAGGAGGACUGGAGCAGCCCUCAAAACCUGCAGAACCACAGGACACCAAUUUAUGGUCUUCCUUGGGGUUCAAAACCAGUGCACCCAAGCCAAAAGAACCUCCAGCUGACGUUGCUCCUUCAACUGAGUCUUUUUUCUCUGCAACUUCAAACUAUGUCCCUCCAGCACAAACAGCAGACCCGGGAAUCCCUUGGGACAAACUCCAAACAGAGCAAGAUGCAGCAUUCCGCAAGCACAUGCAAGCAUUCAGAGAGAAGCAGGCAGAAGUGCAAAAGUCACAGGAGCAGCUGGAGAAAUUGGCCAAAGAAAGGAUGCAGGAACAGCAAGAAACCCAACUGUUGCUGCUCCAGAGGAGGCAGCAGGAAGAGAUGCAGAAACAGAUGACUUCUUUUAUGGUCAUGAUGCAAGAAAUGAAACAGCAACAGAUGAUUUCUGCUCUUGAGCAACAGGAGCUUUUAAUCAAAUGUCAAACUAAUCCUCUUGCAAUGGCUGUGAAUCCUAACCUGGCAAAUUUGGUGGCUCUCUCUGCUCAAUCACAAAGCCCAUCAAGCAGCGCUGGAUUCAUACAAGCAGACUCAUCUAAACCACAUUCUAAUUCCUCAGACAGCCAAUUGAAUUUGUCCAUUGGAAUUGCUGAAGAGGUCAUGAGACUGAAGGGAGAAAUCAAAUGCCUUGAGAUUGACAGGGACCAGUGGAAAUCCUCAUUUGAAACCUCCCAAUCACACCAUGAAUCCGAGAUCCAACUCCUCACCAAAUCUCAUCAAAGUCAGAGGGAUUUACUGGAAAGUGCUGCUGCUAGACAAGAAGCUUGUCAGGCUGCUGAGAUAGAAACAUUGGUCAAAGAUCAUGAAGCCAGACUUGCUGCUAUCACACGUCGCCACCAGGCUGAAAUAGAACGAUACAUAGAGCUUUUAACAGAGAAAGACAAAGAGCAUGAAGCAUUUCUGCAAGACCUGGAAAAUAAACACAAAGAAACAAUUAAAAAGCUCAACUCACUUCAUGAAGAAUCUCUGGAAAGGAUCAACAAUGCAAGAGAACUGGAACUCACUGCAAGAGAUGCAAUUGCUUCAAAAUCUCAGUUGUUGGAGCCAAUUAUAGACCAAUUAAAAAUGCAAAUGGAAGACAUGACAAGACUCAAGGUCAGACUGGAACAUGAUGCCCAUUCUGCAGAAAGUUCAAGACUUCUUUUGCAGCAAGAGAGUGAAAAGAAACUGGAGGCUGCUAAUGAGAUUUUACUGAAGGAAAACAGUAUUUUGAAAGAACAAUUGACAACCUUCCAAGAGGCCCUAAGUUCCAAAAAAACAGAAAUGAAAGCUUUAAGAGCAGAUAUAGAGGAAGAGAAAUGGAAUGUGUCCAGGAUGCAGCUGAAACUAAACAAAGAAAGGCAACUUUUUGAAUCUGAAGUGGAUGCAUGGAGAUUGAAACAAGAAAGAGAAGAAAAAAUUCUACAGGUGAAGAAAGAAGAAUUUGAAGAUUUCUCCCAGACAAUCCGCAGAGAUCUUGAAAAAUCUAAGCAAGAACUUGCCAUGGAAGCUCAAGAAAGGGCGGUCAAACAAGUCACUGAAGCCAGAUCUAAAACAAAAGCUGACUCAGAAUUCAGCCAGAAACAACUCCAAGCAGAAGCUGCCCUUGAAGCAGUUGCAGAAGAAAGAGUGGCUUUGAAGCAGAAAAAGAAAGAGUUUCAAAAACAGAAGGAUAUUUUUGAGAGAGAAAAAGAAGAACUGAAUCAUCAAUGGGAGCAAAUCAAGCAAGAGAAAGAUUCCUUAAGGCAAUCAGCUCUCACCUUGAAGGAGCUCAAAGCAAGCUUGACCAGAAUGAAGAAGGAUCUAUCAGAUGCUGAGGAGAGGAACAAAGAAACCUUAGAAGAUAUAAAGAAUUUAGAGCUCUCUUGCCAGGAAAAGGAAAAGAAGCUCACUUCCAUGACUAAAGCAUUGCAUGCCAAACAGCAAUCAAUGAAGGAGGAGCUAGAGAACUUGGAAAAACUCAAAAGGGACCUGGAGAAACAACAAGGAGAAAUUUUUGUUUGUCAAGUUUGCAAUUCAAAAUUAUUACAGCCCAUGGAUUCUCAGUCAGGCCAAGAAUUGUUUAGAUCCACUGCAGAGCUGGAAAAAAGAGAUUUAUUUAUGCCUCCCACAAAGGCAGCUGCCAUCAGCAGCAAGUAUAUUCAAGCACCAACAUUCCAGACAAACAGAGACUUGGAAUCAAAACUGGAGUUGUCAAAAUACUUCAGAGGUCUUGGGGAUGGACAAGUCGCCCAAGACGAGGAAUCCACUGAUGCAUUGUCCAUUCAUGGCCUGGAGUCACAUGUUACUUCACCAAGAACAGUACGGAGAACAGAGGAUUUCACAUUCUCUACUGCUCAUAUGCAAGCUUGGGAAAUGCAGACUGAGCAAGACAGGGCCUACAUGAGAUCUCAAAUGAAUUGGUUGAAUGAUAUUGAAAUGAAAUUGAAGACAAAUGUCUUGUGAUCGAUUGUCUCAGAAAUAGUUCUCCCUUUGUAUCUCUUUCACCAAACAAAUUAUACUUCAUUUUUUGCGUGC